Molecule: messenger RNA, 1735 nt
Organism: Cuscuta europaea
Lineage: Eukaryota; Viridiplantae; Streptophyta; Magnoliopsida; Solanales; Convolvulaceae
Source: the annotation of a GenBank genome assembly
GGAAGUUAUUCACAGAAGCGCCCUCGUCCAACAAAGGCUGGAAGGAGAGGUGGUGCUAUGUCAGGAUUGCCGAGAGCCCUUUCCCGAUGGAACUUAGGGAUCGCUUUCGUCGGCAUCCGAAGGUCGGAAGCGCUGCUUUGGAGAAGGAUGGCUCGAUAAUAGCCAAGAUUCCGGCGGGCCGCACGAAGCAAGUGUCCAUCAAGGACUUCACUGCUGACAAGGAGCUCUUUGCCCUCGGCUUCCGCAGAUAUCGCUUCCUUGGCGAAACAGACGAGAAGUAUCCUGUGCUGACAGGAGGUAGUCUCCGAGGGCUUCCCCCCUUUUUUCUUUUUUUUUUGUACUUAGGAUUUCCCCCUUUUCUUUUCUUUCGCUCUUUUCCCCUUCGGUCUGACCCUUUUGUUUUUUGUUUGCAGGAGUUAACAUGGAUGCCGACAAACUCUUCGCCCUGAAGAAGAAGAAAGGCAAGUCCCAGGCCCAAAAGAAGGACCCUUCGGUCCAACCGCCCGUGGGAGCCUUCUUCCAAAAAGAGGUCCCGGAGCCCUCUGCUGUGGAGGGGAUCGUUGGUGUGGCGGAGGGGGCCACGAAGAAGAAGGGGGGCAAGGUGGUUGAGCCCCGGCCAAGAAGCAGCGGGGCACAGGGGGCACUGUCGCCCAGGAUGCCCCCUUGGUGGUCAUCGAGGACCGCCCCUCUCCGGACCCCCCGGUUGAUACUGCGGUGAUGGCCCAAUCCAUUCCUCCCCUGAGAAGCCCCCCUCGGAAGAUCCUGCAGCUCUCUCUGGCCCCGGGGGGCUUCUGUUCUACACGGCUCGGCGGAGCCGAAAUCUUUCCUGAGGGGGAUUACCUCGGUGAUGGACAAGGUUACCCUCCCCACUUACGAUGACGAGGCCCUCGAGAACAGGAUCCUCCAGUCUUCGCUAACUGCUUGCAUAGCCCUCGGGGAGCACGCGCGGAGGCUUGAGCAAUGGUGCCUCCGGAAGGCGGAACAGGACCGGGAGAUGAAGGAGCUCGUCCUGAAGAACUCCGAGGCCGUGAAGCAGAUGGCAAUGCUGGAGGAAGAUCUCCGGAAGGCUGCCGAGGGCAAAGCUGCAGCGGAGGAAGUCGGGCAGGAGGCUGAGAGGGCAGCCAAGAAAGCUGCCGAGGAGGCGGAGACAGCUAAGGCCGAGGCCAUCGCCAAAGCCCGAGAAGAAGCUGUCGCCGAAUUCAUGGCCGAGGGCUGGAAAGCCGAAGAUAGGCGGCAGUGGGUGGCCUCGGUCGUGGAGUCAUCAGUAGACGACUGGGUGAAGGGCCCCGGGGGAGACUGGAUGGCGGAGAAGGGAGAUAUUUACUACCAAGGGGGUGAAUUCUUCACUCAGCACCUUGUGUAUCGGCGGCUGGCCGGACACUUCCAAGUCUCCCUCGAGGAAUUCGACCCCUCAGCGUAUGGCCUUCCUCCUUUGCAGCCAGACGUGAGAAACCCCCUCCCCCCGGGCGAAGAGAGGCCCGUGAUCCAUGACUCCAUGAUGAUGGGGGGAUUCGGCGAUGGUGAUGCCGAGGACGCCAUCGGGGAGGAGGUCACCUCGAAGCCCGCCGAGGAGACCACGGCAGAAGAAAACACUUGCACUUAGUAGCUUUUGAAUAUCUUUGCUUUUUUUGUAAUGACUAUUCGUGUACUCUCGGCCUCGGCCAUAUUGUAACAUAUGUACUUUAACUCCUCCCUGAAUGAAUGAAUGUUUGCCUUCGGGGUUUUUGCAUAGUUC